GAGCUUGAUUUGUUUACCUGUAUGCGUGAGAGAUUCGAUUUUCAUUGAUAAGUUUUUGUUUUGGACUUGGUUGCGGUUAAUACUGUUUGAGUGAUUGUUUCGUGCAGACCGAAGCUAAAAUUUGUCUACCUUAAGUUUGUGCAUAGAUAAAAUAUCCAGCAUGAUAUUCGACUUGUUGUUGUGGUGUGCCAUUUCUUUUAUUGUAUAUGCCGUCUACAAAUGGUAUACCAAAAAGAAUGACUACUUUGAGAAGCGAGGCAUAAGUUUCUUGAAACCCAAACCGAUAUAUUCCGUCUUCAACGAAAUGUUCUUCAAUAAAAAAUCGAUGGUUGAUUUCAUGAACUACCUGUACACCGUGAAUCCUGGUCACAAAAUCGUUGGAACAUUUCAAUUUGGAAAACCAAUGUUAGUUUUGCGUGACCCCGAAAUUAUCAAACAAAUGGUCAUUAAGGACUUUGACUAUUUCGAGGAUCAUCGAAAUCUGAUUGAUGAAAAGGUGGACACUUUAUUCGGCAACAGCCUAUUUCUACUCAAAGGAGCCAAAUGGCGUGAUAUGAGAGCUACCCUAAGUCCAGCCUUCACCGGAAGUAAAAUGAGACAGAUGUUCGACUUAGUAUCUGAGUGUGGCGAACAAAUGGCACACACUCUGAUGGACAGAGCUAAAGCUACCGGCAAAGUUGAUUUCGAAAUGAAGGAACUGUUUAGCAAAUAUGCAAAUGAUGUUAUUUCCUCAGCGGCAUUCGGCUACAAAAUCAAUUCCUUUGAAGAUCCGAAUAACGAAUUCUAUUUGUCUGGCAAAAAGUUCUUAGAGUUGUCUUCUCCUAAGACGGGCAUGAAGAUGAUGAUAAUUUUAUUCUUGCCAAAGUUGGCAAGUCUCCUUAAAGUGACACUAUUCGAUUCGAAGACUAUGAAUUUCUUCCGUUCGAUGGUUUUGACAAAUAUGGAAGCCAGACAAAAGGAAGGUAUAUUCCGACCAGACAUGAUCAACAUAUUGAUGAACGUCAAAAGCGGAACGGCUUUAACCAGCACAGCUGAGGAGAAAACAGCUUCCGAUGGCUUCGCAACGGUUGAAGAAUCCAGCAUUGGGAACAAAGUUGUGAAACGAGUGUGGAGUGAUGAUGAAUUAGUGGCUCAAUGCUUCUUGUUCUUCCUCGCCGGAUUUGAUACGUCAUCAACGCUACUCUCUUUUGUAGCCUAUGAACUUUGCGUCAACCCCGACAUUCAGGAACGGCUUUAUCAAGAAGUCCUGGAUACGCACAACAGUCUGGGUGGUAACAAGUUGAGCUAUGAUGCUGUUCAAAAAAUGAAAUUCAUGGACAUGUUCAUUUCGGAAACUCUACGCUAUUGGCCUGCCGCACCUGGCACAGACAGAGUGUGUGUAAAAGAUUACCGCUAUGACGAUGGCAAUUUCAGCUUUACUGUGGAAAGGGGGACAGCGCUGUCAAUACCAUUUGUUAGUCUACACCAUGAUGAAAAGUAUUGGGACAAUCCGAAGAAAUUUGAUCCCGACCGAUUUAGUGACGAAAAUAAAGACAAAAUUGUGUCUGGAACAUAUGCGCCGUUUGGAUAUGGACCUCGAAACUGCAUUGGCAGUCGAUUUGCAUUGAUGGAGGCUAAAGCUGUCAUUUACUACCUGCUACUUAAUUUUAAAUUUGAACCGAACGAAAAUAGUCAAAUUCCGGUUCAGCUGAAGAAGAGCAUAAUUACGAUGACUUCAGAAAGAGGUAUUCAUGUGGCACUGAAACUGAGAAAUUAACUUCUAAGGAUUGAACGUACUGUACUGAAUGUUUACAACCAUAAAUGCCGCUGGAAUUUGUAAUGCUAAAAAGAAAAUAGAAAAAGUGGAUUGCAGACUU
Messenger RNA from Bradysia coprophila, 1856 nucleotides. RefSeq names its product putative cytochrome P450 9f2. NCBI's taxonomy places the organism in Eukaryota, Metazoa, Arthropoda, Insecta, Diptera, Sciaridae. Gene Ontology annotation, molecular function: monooxygenase activity; heme binding; iron ion binding. The record is from RefSeq and is a predicted model, not a curated record.